Vanessa atalanta (red admiral) is the source of this 1750-nucleotide messenger RNA. RefSeq names its product polycomb group protein Pc (gene Pc). The transcript is spliced from 3 exons. The record is from RefSeq and is a predicted model, not a curated record. Lineage: Eukaryota; Metazoa; Arthropoda; Insecta; Lepidoptera; Nymphalidae. The coding region runs from base 467 to 1306 and encodes 279 amino acids.
CCGGACGUUGUUGCUGUUAGUUUCUUUAAAAUAAAAUAAAAUACCGGUUAUUCCUGCCGUGGAUUCAGUGGUUGUUUACGUCACCAAAAUUGUGUGUGAUUUACUUGGACAAAAAUUGGAGUGACCAGUUCAGAUAUCGAGCGGGUGUUUGUGAAUGCGUGGCGCACUCUAUCGGGGUUUAGCAGCGUGAGGUCGCGAGACGUGCGGGGCGGGGGCUUCCUCCCCCUACUUCAGUUUCUGCUGCGAGUUUGUACGGAGUGGACGUGUUGCUGCGCGAGAAGAUAACAGAAGCGUUCGCGCGGCAACUUUGAACAGUGACAGCCAGUGCACAGAGAGUGAAUUGUGAUAGAAAUGUGUGUCGGAUUGCGGUGCGCUACAAAUUGGAUGCAGUGAUCGGAUCACACUAAUUGGAUUACAGUGAUUUUUGGAUUUGGAUUUCUGUUUUAAACCACCUUCCAAACUGGGGAUGCACAAGAUGGAGCUCGGCGACAGCGUGUACGCCGCUGAGCGUAUCAUGAAGAAAAGAAUUAGAAAGAACAAAGUGGAGUACUACGUGAAAUGGAGAGGUUGGAAGCCGAAACACAACACCUGGGAGCCGGAGGAAAACAUUCUCGACCCACGGCUCAUAGAGAGCUACGAACGAGGCGAAGAGUUGCGACGACAAGGCCGAAAGAGAGAGAGGGAGCAUUCGCCCGUCGAACGACUGCGAAGCGGGUCCGAGGAACGGCAUCCGCCACCUGGGAAACGCAAGGCGGAAGUCCUUUCGAAGGAAUCUGGGAAAAUCGGAGUAACCAUCACUAUGAGCCCGCCGGCGAAACGUCACGAUUCCACGAAACUAAAUGGUGGCAGAACCCACACGCAACCCCCACCCCCUGCAGCUCCGCCCGGCGGAGCGGCGGCCCCGGCCUCUCCGGCAGUAGAGGCCGCUGCACCCAGAACGGGCCCGCGGAGAGCGCCGCACUCGCCUGAAGAGGCAGACGCGCAUACGCCGCCAGACAGAGAACGACGGACCGACACCCAACCUGCGGCCACGGCACCGGCAGAGCCGAAAGGUGCUCGACCGCCGCCGCCCGCACCCCAACCCGAGGAUGAGGACUCUUGGGGCGAAGCGCCCGUUACGGCCCCGAAUCCUCCUCCACCCCCACCUCGCCGCGGAGCCGCGUACUGGCUGGCGCGGUCUCCAGUCGCCGAUCAAAUCUUCAUAACUGAUGUGACCGUCAAUCUACAAACUGUCACGAUUAGAGAGUGUCGCACUGAGAAAGGGUUUUUUCGGGCGCGUGAAAACCGGCCACUCGAUAUAACGUAAACUCCGUGUGUUUCGUACAAAUUAUUAUUAAUGGACAUUGUAAAGAUGAUAGGUAGCUAGUAUUUAUUUAGUUGUUGCAUUGAAUGUAUGGUGUUUAAACCAUCGAGUGAUAAAUUUGAUUCUGCUAUGCCUCAUUGAAUCAUAAUAUAAAGAUAAAUUUUCAUGCCAAAUUUCAACCUCAAGGGCAGUGUAACCACCACAUGUAAACAAAUAGGCAAAUUAUUGUCAAUUGUUAAACAUAGAAUGUCUAUUAUUUGUUGACUUAUUGAUAAUAAUGAUAUUGACUGGUUAUUGUACCUCCCAGUAUACUACUUUACUGUAAUGUACAUUAGUUUAAUAGCUCUAUUGCUUUAAUGUGAAUUUUUAUAUAAUAUCUGAUAUAACUACAAAUAUAUCUGCAGCUUAAUUUUGUAAACAAUUACCAUAGUGUAAUAUUAUAUCUAU